Diorhabda carinulata is the source of this 1173-nucleotide messenger RNA. Its product is annotated as retinol dehydrogenase 14-like. The transcript has 4 exons. The record is from RefSeq and is a predicted model, not a curated record. NCBI's taxonomy places the organism in Eukaryota, Metazoa, Arthropoda, Insecta, Coleoptera, Chrysomelidae. Bases 54 to 1046 code for a protein of 330 amino acids.
GCACAAUCAUUUUUAAGACAGCAUUAAACAGGAUUUGAAUCAGCGCAUUCAAGAUGAUUUCGGCUUUGUUUUACGUUACAGUGUUUUUGAUUUUUCUAAUUUGUAUUUGUGUUAGAAUUUAUGCAAAGUGGCACUGUGUUUGGUGUAGAAGCAAUGUUUAUUUAAACGGAAAAACCGCUCUAGUUACAGGGGGUAGUUUAGGAAUAGGGUAUCACAUAGUCGUUAAUCUAGCCUCGAGGGGAUGUAAAGUAAUAAUUGCUGAUAAAAUAAUUGACCAAGAAAUAAAAAAGCGAAUGAUAAAAGAAACUAAAAAUGUUAAUAUUCACUUUGAGCACAUAGAUUUGGCUUCAUUUAAAUCUGUCAGAGAUUUCGCAGAAAAACUUAAAACCAAAGAAGAUAAAAUCGAUAUUUUGAUUCACAACGCUGGAAUUGGUAAAGCUUUUGGUUGUUUGUCUGAGGAUGGUUUGAAUAUACCUAUGCAAGUGAAUUAUUACAGUCCAUUUCUAUUGACGCAUUUACUCGUAGAUCUAAUGAAGAAAUCUUCAGCGGCUAGAUUGAUUUUCACCAGCUCGGGAUUCAGUUUUUUCAAUAAUAUAAAUAUACAUAGCAAAAAUGAACACGAAGUCGAUUUAGGGACGUCUCAAUUGGAUUACCACACCUCCAAGUUCUGUUUAAUUCCAGCUGCCGAUAUUUUCGCUGAAAAAUUACGGAAAUAUAACAUAACCUCAAAUUCUUAUCAUCCGGGAGUAGUAAAAACCAGAAUGAUUGAUCAGUUUAGGGGAGAACGUAUGGGUGUUAUAGAGCACAUAGUCGGGAUAUUUUUGAAAUUUGACGCAAUGUUAGUAGGAAAAACACCUGAAGAAGGCGCUCAAACCGCUCUUUAUUUGGCGUGUUCUAACGAAGUAGAAGGUAUAACUGGAAAAUUUUUCGGAGAAGCAACGCCAAGGUUCAAACCUUUGGCAGCUUACAAUCAAAAACUUUGUAAGGCUCUAUGGUAUCAUUCCGAAAAAGUAGUUGGACUUACAACAGAAGAAAAAUUACCGUAGAGGGAUAAAAAAAAUUUAAUACGAGUAAUAACUAUAACAUUUUUUUAUGUAACUCAUACAUUACAAGUAUUUUAAGAUGAUAUUAAUUUUACUAACAUUAAAAAUAAUAAAGAAAUUUUUUUUAUUA